UGUUUAAUUUCUCUUUGGCGAUGGCGAGUUUGGAUGAAAAGUGGAAAGCUUUGGUCAAGUUUGAGUCUAUUGUGGUAGAUCGUGAAAGAGAUGUUGUUCGAGUGACAAAAGAACUGUAUGAUCUUCAUAGCAACAGAGAACAACUCAGGGGUGUAACAAGUAGUUGCAACUAUCGCUUGACCAUACCAUUUGCCCCCCAUCUCUUUGGCUCGGGCAAAACGACCUUUGCCCGAACCUAUUUGGAGUUGUUGCAAAGGUUUGGUGAAACUUUUCUGUCGAAAUUUGCUUCGGACCCUUCCAGGAGAACCUUUUUGGAGAAGCUGAAAAGGGCUUCGUUGCUUUUUGUGGAUUUGAGGGAGUUGAAGCCCAUUGGCCCGAUCGAGUUUUCUCGAAACCUGAAGUGGGCAGUGUACUAUUUGUUAAUCAAGGCUGCUUGUUUGCAAUCAGGUCUUCCGCAACCAGACCCGGACGAAUGUUUCAAGGAACUGAAACUUAGGAGUGAUGCUUUGGUUCAGAAAAUCCGUUCAAUCUUAGACAUUCCUUCCAAUCAAUAUCUUCUGAUAGCAUUUGAUGAAGUUG
Messenger RNA from Galdieria sulphuraria, 579 nucleotides. RefSeq names its product archaeal ATPase. The transcript has a single exon. The record is from RefSeq and is a predicted model, not a curated record. NCBI's taxonomy places the organism in Eukaryota, Rhodophyta, Bangiophyceae, Galdieriales, Galdieriaceae. The annotation marks the transcript as partial.